Messenger RNA from Diabrotica balteata, 1763 nucleotides. The record is from the annotation of a GenBank genome assembly. Lineage: Eukaryota; Metazoa; Arthropoda; Insecta; Coleoptera; Chrysomelidae.
CUGUCAUGGAUCCACAUGUCAGGUUCGGGAAGGUUAGAAAUUUAGAAAAUAAAAAACAAAUACAUUUCGAAUGUAUUUUUAUUUUCGAAUAAUACAAAAAAAUAAAGUCCAGAUUAAGUUAAAAUUGUCUUAUGAAUCAAUAAGAACUAUUUUUGUAGGUAAUUAUUUACAAAAUAUGACAAACACAAGUGAGACAACUGAAUUUCAAGAAAUUUCUGAAGGUUUGGCGAAUAUUCGCACUGGGGGGAAAGUAUUUUACAAUCCUGUCCAAGAAUUCAACAGAGAUGUAAGUAUUUCAGUAAUAAGUGCCUUUGCAAGACGCUUUCGUAAAGAAAAUGAAGAACUUAGAGUCAAAAAGGAGAAGAAUGAAGUAAGAGACACUCAGCUGGAACCUUGGCUAGCUGGUACGAGGUAUGAAGAUGGUAUUAAUAUACUAGAAGCCCUCUCUGCCACUGGACUAAGAUCUAUAAGAUAUGCCAAAGAAAUUCCAGGUGUAAAACAAAUAGUAGCUAACGAUUUUUCUUUACAAGCUGUAGAUGAUAUCAAAAAUAAUGUAAUACUGAAUAAUGUUGAACAUUUGGUAAAACCAAAUCAUGACGACGCUGUGGCAUUAAUGUAUCAACACAAGAAACAAAACCAGUUUGAUGUCAUUGACUUAGACCCUUAUGGAUGCCCUUCAAUGUUUCUAGAUUCAGCAGUACAAGCAAUUAAAGAUGGAGGUUUGUUACUGGUAACUGCUACAGAUAUGGCUGUGCUGGCAGGAAAUAGCCCAGAGACUUGUUAUACGAAAUAUGGUGCAAUUUCUAUUAGGAGCAGGUAUUGUCAUGAAAUGGCUUUAAGAAUAUUGUUGCAGUCUAUUGAAUCACAUGCUACUAGAUAUGGGAGAUAUAUUGUACCCCUGAUGUCACUAUCAGCUGAUUUCUACAUUCGGGUAUUUGUGAGAGUAUAUUCAGGAGCUCACAAAUGUAAAUUUUCAACCAGUAAAUUAUCUCAUGUUUAUCAUUGUACAGGAUGUGAUAGUUUUACUCUUCAACCACUAGGUAUAACAAAGACUGGCGAAAAGGGAAAUGUGAAGUUUAAAAUUCCAACAGGUCCUCCAGUUUUGCCAAACUGUGAACAUUGUGGAAAUACGCAUCAUAUUGGUGGUCCUAUUUGGUCCGCCCCUUUACACUCUUCAGAGUUUGUGAAAGAGGUCCUAGACAUUGCUUCAGAAAAAUUAGGUACCAUACGUCGAAUUCAUGGUGUUUUGAAUGUUAUAUCUGAAGAAUUAUUAGAUGUACCUUUGUAUUACACAUUUGAGAAACUUUGUAGUACUAUACACGUGGAACAACCACCAAUGAUGGUGAUAAGAUCUGCCAUUCUUAAUGCUGGUUAUAGAGUAUCAUUUACCCAUAUGAAUAAAACUUCUAUAAAAACAGAUGCGCCUACCAAGGUUGUAUGGGACAUAAUGAGAUGUUGGGAACAACUCCACCCUGCUGCCAAAAAGAGACUCACAGAAGAUACUCCUGCUUUCCGUAUAUUAUCUCAAAAGCCAGAGAAAGAAUAUUCUUUUAAAUUGCAUCCAGAUGCGAAUCCUGCAUCUAAAAAGAUGGGACUAGUUCGGUUUCAAGAAAACCCAACGGCGCAUUGGGGUCCCGGAUGUAGGAACACAGCCAUGGUUGGUGACCAGAAGAUUCAAAAAAGCAAAAGGAAUCAAGGAAAACGAAAAAGAGAAGACUCCCCAACUGAAGAAAAAACUGAGGGUGUUUCGGAGAAAUAGGAUA